AUUUUUUGACUUUUUGGGUCUCUUUUUCCUUCACCCAUCUUCUCUUCAUCUUCACUCCCUUUUAGGACAACAUCCCAUAUCAGACGAUUCUCUCACUUUCAUUUCCAUACACUCUCUAUUGUUCACACAUAUAUUACGCUCGGGACUCUUUGCUUGUACAUAUCAGACAUGGCUGACAACACCACACGAAUCAAAUACAGACCUGCCACAGAGCUUGUCUAUGUCGACAACUCGGACGGAAAGGGUCCAAAGGACAAUUACAACGCAGCCUCUAUGCCUAUCUAUCAGACAGCCACAUUUAAGCAACAAUCUUCCACACAGAUGGGAGAAUAUGAUUACUCUCGUUCCGGAAAUCCUACCCGUUCUCAUGUUGAGAAUCAUCUUGCCAAGAUCAUGUCCGCAAAGCGUGCCUUUGCAGUCAACAGUGGUAUGACUGCUCUGGAUGUCAUUACUCGGCUUGUCAAGGCCAACGAAGAGGUUAUUGCAGGAAACGAUCUUUAUGGAGGCACAAAUCGACUACUAAGCUUCUUGGCUACACACAAUAAUGUCAAGACACACCACAUCGACACUACAAACUCGGAAGCCAUCAUUCCUUACCUUUCAGAAAAGACACGUCUUGUCUUGCUGGAGACUCCUACCAACCCAUUGAUGAAGAUUGCAGAUAUCCCACGGAUCUCAGAGAUUGUGCACGAGCGUUGCCCCAAUGCGCUUGUUGUUGUUGAUAAUACCAUGAUGUCACCUUACCUUCAGAGGCCAUUGGAGCUUGGCGCCGAUAUUGUAUACCACUCAGGAACCAAGUAUCUCAGCGGACACCACGAUCUCAUGGCUGGAGUUGUCGCUGUCAAGGACGACGCCAUUGCUGAUAAAAUCUAUUUCACAAUCAAUGCUACAGGGGUCGGCCUUGGACCCUUCGACUGUUGGCUGUUAAUGAGAGGUGUCAAGACACUUGCAGUACGCAUGGAUCGCCAGCAGGCUAGCGCUAUGAAGAUUGCAGACUUUUUACAGGCACAUAACUUCAAGGUCCAUUACCCAGGGCUCAAGACACACCCUCAAUACGAGCUGCAUGCAAAGAUGUCAGCAGGACCGGGUGCUGUCCUCAGCUUCGAAACGGGUGAUGUCGAACUGAGCGAAAAAUUGGUUGAAUUGACACGCCUUUGGGGUAUUAGUGUAAGCUUUGGCUGUGUCAACUCUUUGAUCAGUAUGCCAUGUCGCAUGUCUCAUGCCAGUAUUCCUGCUGCAGUGCGCGCAGAGCGUGCCAUGCCCGAGGAUUUGAUCCGCCUAUGUGUAGGCAUUGAAGAUGUCGAAGAUCUUUUGGAGGAUCUGUACCAUGCGCUGACAACAUCCGGGGCACUUAAACUUGCCAACUAAA
This is a messenger RNA of Lobosporangium transversale, 1369 nucleotides long. Its product is annotated as cystathionine beta-lyase. The transcript is spliced from 5 exons. Gene Ontology annotation, cellular component: cytoplasm. Gene Ontology annotation, biological process: transsulfuration; 'de novo' L-methionine biosynthetic process. The record is from RefSeq and is a predicted model, not a curated record. Lineage: Eukaryota; Fungi; Mortierellomycota; Mortierellomycetes; Mortierellales; Mortierellaceae. Gene Ontology annotation, molecular function: pyridoxal phosphate binding. Bases 169 to 1368 code for a protein of 399 amino acids.